AUGAGCCGCAGUUCGGGCAGCAAGAAAACGCUGUUUGGAAAACUUCCAGCCAAAUCACAAUAUGAUAAGUUGAGAGAUACCAAGUCAGAGGAAUUUACUAGGAAAUUGGGUGAAAUGAAAGACAGCGGAUUUCCAUCAAGGAUUGGGCUUUCAAGUUUGAGUUCAUGUGUUCCAGAAAAAGGACUCAAGUCAAGUUCAGUCACAAGACCAUCACCAUUACAUGCAACUCCCUGCCAAGAGCAACAAUCUCUUGGUUACUCAUCAGCUACGGCCCAGUCCUUGAGACGUAUUAUGAAUGACUUCCAACUAUCCGCUUUGGAUGUUGCACGAGAUGGUGUUGUAACGUAUUAUGAAUUUCCUCGGAGAUCAUAG
Molecule: messenger RNA, 372 nt
Organism: Dovyalis caffra
Lineage: Eukaryota; Viridiplantae; Streptophyta; Magnoliopsida; Malpighiales; Salicaceae
Source: the annotation of a GenBank genome assembly